AUGGUAAUGACGAGUCGCCUUCAUCUGGCCCUAUGUCUGCUUGUUCCAGUCAGCCAACCAACAUGGGGGAUUCGCUUCGGAACACGUUCCAACGCAUCCAAACCGAUGUCGGGUCGCCCAAUGGAGGGCGCUUUCUUCGGGUAUGGCUCCUCCGUUAGCAGUCGAAUUUCUUCGGUUUCGCCAACAUCACGAAUUUCAAAAGUCGGUGAGCGUCGUUCACCGUUAUGGCAAAAACGCUACAGAACGCAUCGGACGUCAUUGUUCAACCGUUUGCCUUCUUCAAAUCGGCAGAUUGCCAACCGAGAGGAAUCUUUGAGACGACAAAGAAUUUCACCAAAUGCAGCUUCACGUCAGAAUCAUGCUAGUGAAGAGAGAAGCAAUUGGCAAGCCGCUUCGGAGCCAUCGCUUCCGCCGCUGGAACCAUCUAGCCCUCUCGAACCUUCCUGGUAUAUGGCUUUUAGAUCUGGCCCACUUGAGCCAUCCUUUUAUUCCCCAAGAUCUUUGUCGAAUGCAGUUCCACGUCAGAAUCAGUCGAGAUUGCCGACGGCAUCGGCAUCAAGCAAUUGGCGAGCCGCUUCGGAGCUUCCGUUGCCGAAGCUGGAGCCAUCCGGGCCUCUAACACCCUCUUGGUAUAUGGCUUUCAGAUCCGGCCCACUUGAGCCAUCAUUCUAUGCCCAAAAUGGUCCGACGGCUUCAUUUGGUAGUACUCGCAAAGCUCCUCGAAAAGUGCAAACUGUUCCAUCAGUUGGAGUUGAUAUUGGAGAUGUUGAUAAUAACUUACUGAAUGUCCCAGAAAUACAAGGACAGCAAGAGCAACAUUCUGUUCAGACGACAAACAAAAUAGAAUCCGUCAAACGACAAAAAACUUUCCCAAGUUCAGUUCCAUGUCAGAACCGUACCAAUGGAACGUCAAAAGCAUCGGUAUCAAGCGGAUUGCAAGCCGCUUCGGAGCCGCAGUUGCCGAUACUGGAACCGUCCGGCCCUCUUGAACCAUCAUGGUAUAUGGCUUUCAGAUCGGGUCCUCUUGAGCCGUCAUUUUAUGAAAAAAGAGUUUUCUCAAAUGCAGUCCCACGACAAGACCACGCUAAUGAAGCAUCAGCGUCAAACAAUUUCCAAGUCCCUUCGGAGCACCCAAUGCCGACGCUGAAACGGUCAGGCCCUCGUGAACCUUCCUGGUAUAUGGCAUUUAAAUCCGGUCCAAUUGAGCCAUCGUUUUGUGCUCAUAUCGAUGCGUUGGCUUCAAUUGAUGAUGCUAACGAUGUUGAAAUGGAGAAUCUUAGCACAGAAGAAGAAACUGAUUAG
Messenger RNA from Caenorhabditis bovis, 1302 nucleotides. The record is from the annotation of a GenBank genome assembly. NCBI's taxonomy places the organism in Eukaryota, Metazoa, Nematoda, Chromadorea, Rhabditida, Rhabditidae.